Messenger RNA from Hippocampus comes (tiger tail seahorse), 2358 nucleotides. RefSeq lists its product as uncharacterized. Lineage: Eukaryota; Metazoa; Chordata; Actinopteri; Syngnathiformes; Syngnathidae. The coding region runs from base 47 to 2317 and encodes 756 amino acids. The record is from RefSeq and is a predicted model, not a curated record. The transcript has 11 exons.
UUCAGGAGAAGAAGACAGAAACCAGAGGGGUGGCUCGUGUUGGAUUAUGGAUACAUUUUUCAAAAGUACACAUAGCGGGAGUCCAUCUUCUGCUAUUAGUAUUAUUCAUGGUGAUGAUGAGAGAUCCAGUAGGGUUAGCAGCGUCAGAACCAGCACAGCGGGAGUGGAUGCGGAGGGUGACAUUGACGCCAGCAUGUCCCUUGACUCUUCAACUCGGUUGCUGGAAGAGUCUGAGGAGGAUUCGGAGGUGGAGGAGACUGACGCUCGGGAGCUGGAAAAUGCCGAAGCCACCAGGGCGCUAAAACGCUACCUCGAGAACUGCGAAAAAUUUUACAUCUUUUCAAAGUUCUUGAAACGUGAAGGCAUGGGCAAGAGCAAAGUGUACACUGGCAGGGCCAAGUGUAUGCAGCCUUUUUGCAAAAACACAGGUGUGACCUACACCUCAGUUUCCAGGGCCCAUCUUACCCGGCACUAUGAAAACGCGCACCCUGGACAGAAGCACGAGCUCACCGCCGCGCUGGCUGGAAACAGUAAGCGUGGCCGUAGCCACUCCAUGGAGUGUCCCUCCAAGAGGCGCCACCUCUCAGUGGAGGAAUCUGUCAGGCACAAGUUCAGCCAGGACAUGGCCAAGAAGAUUGUUACAAGGUGGUUUGUGGAAACACUUUCCCCCCUCAGCCUUUGUGAACACCCCUACACACGGGAGAUGUUUGCCUACCUCAGUCCUCAGUUCCAGCUCAUGUCCAGGAACACCCUGGCGAGGGACCUGGGUGAUCUGAUGGAUAAAGCCAAGCUGCAGCUCAACAACCUGCUGUACAAGCAGACGUGGGUGGCAACCACUGCUGACAGCUGGUCGGUGCAGAGACGUGCCUUCCUGGGCAUGACUGUGCACUGGAUAGAUCGGCCCAGUUUGAAGAGGAUGAAGGCAACCUUGGCAUGCAGGGAGUUGAAGGUCAGCCAGACACAUGAGCUCCUGGGCGAAGUCAUCCAUGACAUCCACCAGGAGUUUGGCAUUGCCAAUAAGGUGGUCGCUACCACCACAGACAAUGGCGCAAACUAUGUCGCCGCCUUCGAUGCCUUUGGGGAACAGAAGGAGAGGCUGGUGGUUCAGGAGGAGGAUGAGGAAGUGUUAACAGCGCAGCUUUGCGACGUCCAAGGACAGCUUGACGCCGAGGACAAUGACUCCAAUCCCCAUCUCACUCUGCCACCUCACCGCCGCUGCUGUGUGCAUACCAUGAACCUCUUGGCGACCACGGACAUAAACGAAGUCGUGGGCUGGAGCAGGGGGCACACUCCUUGGCGCAAGGCAACCGCCAAGGUCCAAUACCUCUGGAAACUCCAGAAACAGAGCCUUAUUGCUGCCAAUCAGCUCAAGACAGCUAUCAAGAGGAAGCUGACAACUCCGGUUUUAGUUAGGUGGAACUCCUACUUCAACAGUGUGAAUGUGCUGCUGGAGGUGAUGUCUCUGCCUGAGCAGGUGGAGGCCAUCAACAACAUCAUUAUGAACCAGCCCGGAGGCAAGGCAGGAGCGGCAAUUCUGGAUCAAGACAUCAGCGUCCUGACGGAGUACAGGGAUGUCAUGAAGCCUGUGGCGGACACCCUGGACAGCCUGCAGGGGGAGGACAACGCCUACAUGGGCAUCCUCCUCCCGACGCUCCUGGUCUUGAAGAGGUGGCUGCUACAGGACCAGCAGAGGGGUGAGCUGCAGUAUGCCCAGCCCCUGAUCCAGUCCCUUCUCAGAGGCUUUGACAAAAGGUUUGGCGUCCUCUUUGAGGACCAAGACCUGCUCAUGGCCUCUGCCUUGCACCCAUCCUUCACCCCUACCAUCCUGGCAAGAAUCGCCCCGAACCAAGCCAACGCCAUCAAGGACAGAAUCGUCAGGGAACUUAAGGCCAUGGUGCGGCAAAGGGCAGCCAAGGCCCAGGCUGACGUGAUGAGCUACCAGGACCGGGUUUUCCAGGAGCUGUUUGGCGCCGACCAGGAUGGGGUAGACCAGGAUGUGGAGGAGGUGCUUAGGGCCACCAUCCAUGACUGGAAACCCAAGCAGGAAUCGCUUUCCUGGGCCCUCUUCCCAAAGGAUCACAGGGAGGCAUGGGUGGACUUAUUUAUUAAAUACAACACUCCACUCCCUAGCUCCGCUGCUGUGGAGAGGGUAUUUUCAACAGCCGGUGACAUCGUCCGGCCAAAGAGGACCGCCCUGGCCAAUGCCAGCUUUGAUAAGCUUGUCUUCCUCAAGGGAAACUUGAACCUAUUGGGGUUCCCCACCUACAAGGGGCAGUUUGAGGAUAAGCAGCAGGGGGCCAAACAAGAAAGAAAAUAGUCUUUUUUUUUGUGUGUGUAAAGUUGUUCGCGCUGUUCAUA